Messenger RNA from Hemiscyllium ocellatum (epaulette shark), 1203 nucleotides. Its product is annotated as mitochondrial adenyl nucleotide antiporter SLC25A23-like. Lineage: Eukaryota; Metazoa; Chordata; Chondrichthyes; Orectolobiformes; Hemiscylliidae. Gene Ontology annotation, molecular function: ATP transmembrane transporter activity. Gene Ontology annotation, biological process: transmembrane transport. The transcript is spliced from 8 exons. The coding region runs from base 1 to 1203 and encodes 400 amino acids. The record is from RefSeq and is a predicted model, not a curated record.
AUGGUCUGGGUCCUGGUGGUCUCCGGACCUGAGACGGUGGCCAACUGCUGGUGGAAUCCCAUGCCUUUCUCCCGGAAACACAUUGCAUACUGGAACCUGAGUUGUAGCUUCCUGUUGCCAUCGAUGUUGAGGUUGGCUAUUAUUGUCUUCAUGCCAAAGGCACAAUGCUCACAUGAACAAUGCCCUCAGUGCAUGGAGCACACAAAGCCCUUGUCUCCUUCUGGAGUCCACCUGGGGAAUGUGCUGUUCCAGUAUUCCAGUGCAUUCCAGGUGAAUCAUUACUAUGACUCAGACAUGUACGGAGGGUUCUUAUUCUCAGAAUCCCUAAAUUCUGAGCCGUAUGUGACAACCUGGUGGAAGCAGUUGCUAGCAGGAGCGAUGGCAGGAGCAGUGUCCCGUACCUCAACUGCCCCACUUGACCGACUCAAAAUCUACAUUCAGGUGUACGCUGCAAAACAGCAUCUGAACCUGGUCAGCAGCUGGAAGGCAAUGGUGGAAGAAGGUGGCUACCUCUCACUCUGGAGAGGAAAUGGAAUGAAUGUGACAAAGAUAGCACCAGAGACUGGCAUCAAGUUUCUGGCUUAUGAUCAGUAUAAGAAGUUUUUUGAUGAUAGCCACUCCAAGCUAGAUAUCCAUCAACGCUUUUUAGCAGGAUCGCUCGCUGGGGUUACUGCUCAGACCAUCGUCUAUCCAAUGGAGGUACUGAAGACAAGACUUGCAUUGGGGCACACGGGCGAGUACAAAGGUAUCAUGGACUGCGCAAGGAUCCUUAUCAAAAAUGAAGGCAUCUCUGCCCUUUAUGUAGGAUACAUUCCAAACCUUCUGGGCAUCAUCCCUUAUGCUGGGAUUGAGCUUACUGUAUAUGAAAGUGUGAAGAAAGCCUACUGCCAGAGAUACGGCCAAAACCCAAGUGACCCUGGAAUCAUUGUUCAUCUUGGCUGUGGCACCAUCUCCAGCACCUGUGGUCAGUUGGGCAGUUACCCUCUGGCACUUGUGAGGACCAAAAUGCAAGCACACGCCAUUGUUGGAGGUGGGCCACAUGUGAGCAUGCACAAGCACUUCUCCAACAUCAUACGAGAAGAAGGCUUAUUCGGUCUUUAUCGAGGAUUCACGCCUAACUGCAUGAAAGUGGUCCCUGCUGUAAGCAUCAGCUUUGUUGUUUAUGAGGAAAUGAAAAAUCUCCUUGGCCUCACCUCCUAUUAA